CAUUUACAUUACAAUUUAGAUUCCAUCAUUUCUUGCUCCUAAUUAAUCUUUCCAAAACUUCAUUAAUCUCUCCAACUGGAAAAAUCAUCAUGGGUGUCCUUGGAACAAUAGUAAGACAUUUAGACACAACAAUAGGGCCAGGAGUAAUGCUUCUUUAUCCUUUAUACGCAUCAAUGAGGGCAAUUGAAAGUCCUUCAACCUUAGAUGACCAACAAUGGCUAACGUAUUGGGUUUUAUACUCUCUCAUAACCCUCUUUGAGCUUUCCACUUAUAAGAUCCUAUCUUGGUUUCCAAUUUGGCCAUACAUGAAGCUUGUGUUUUGCGUAUGGUUGGUACUGCCAAUGUUCAAUGGAGCAGCUUACAUAUAUGAGAAUUAUGUGAGGAGAUAUGUCAAGAAUUUUGGUAACCAUGGAGGUUCCAAUAAUUAUAAUUAUCCUGAGGAGUACAAAAAGGUCCUUCAUAUGAUGACCUUCGAUGCAAGAAAAGCAGUUGAACGUUAUAUCGAUAGAUUUGGUCCAGAUGCAUUUGAGAGAGUGAUUAGAGCGGCUGAGAAAGAAGCAAAGAAGCAUUGAGUGUGUCAAUUUAACCAAGUUGGCAUGGGAAGAAAGUAAACAUGUUACAAUUAAUAUAUAUUUCUGUUUAUACUUUAUAAACUCUCUAGCAUGUAGAAGCUGAUCAAGUUUCAGAAUUAUUAUAGAAAAACCAUAGCAAUCUUAUUAUCUAUUAUCAAUACAUCAAGUUUUAUUUGUACCUUAUUACUAUUACUAUAUUUAUUACUCUUGUUUAAUUGGAAUGGGUGAUAUGAUGUACUA
Molecule: messenger RNA, 812 nt
Organism: Cicer arietinum (chickpea)
Lineage: Eukaryota; Viridiplantae; Streptophyta; Magnoliopsida; Fabales; Fabaceae
Product: HVA22-like protein f
Source: RefSeq, a predicted model, not a curated record